Messenger RNA from Symbiodinium necroappetens, 3008 nucleotides. NCBI's taxonomy places the organism in Eukaryota, Dinophyceae, Suessiales, Symbiodiniaceae. The record is from the annotation of a GenBank genome assembly.
GACUGGUACAAGGCUGGACUUACUACGCUUCCAGUGCAGGAACAAGGGAGUUCGCGUUUGACGGCGAGGAAGGACUCACUACAAUUCGGCUCGAGCUCUUCCUGGACGCAUCAGAGCAGUAUGCUGCGGUGAUCCCGACAAGUCCGCCUACAACGCGAUCAAACAUCAAUGGGACCUUGGAGAUGGACAAGAGCUCUUCCCUGUCCUGGUUGGUGGCGCUGCUGUUAACAUUGCUUCUGGUUUCUGCCGGCAUGUGGUUCUUUAUUGAAUGCAUCACCCUGGGCGUGCAGAGCUUCACAAAUAACUUGGACGAUUACAAGAAGGGUGUUGAGGAUUUUCUCAACCUUGUCAAGCCGAUACUGCCAGAGAGCACAUGGAAGGAGCUGCAGCAAAAGAUUACGUCGUUCCUAACCAACGAGCUUGGGACGCUGGCCUCGCAGCUUGCGUCUUCACUCGAGUCACUGAGCUUCCAGGCUCUCAUGUUCUUUGUGUACCUUUUCUUUUGGAUCUUCGAGCCUUUGCCUGUGAGCAGCCCUGUGGCAGAGGUCUUCAAAUCUUAUCUUCUGAUGAAGACGUUCAUUUGCUUGCUUUUCUCUGCCUUGAUGAGCGUUUUGCUCAUGUGCCUGCAGUGCAAGAUCUGGAGCCUUUUCUUUGUGUUGACCUUCCUUCUGAACUUCAUUCCGGAGAUCGGCGCAAUCGCCUCUGCGGUGCUUACAGUCCCGGCCAUCUUGUUUGAUGGGCAUCUGCCUAUGGAGCGGCGCCUGGAGAACUUGAUUUGGCUCGUGAUCAUGGGGACCGCAAUAAAAGUCUUCACAGGCAAUGUAGUGGAGGUGCAGAUGUAUGCUACUAUGGGUGGGCAGUUCAUGCGCAUGCACCCUGUGAUCAUCAUGGCGUUGAUCAUGCUGUUCUCCUCACUCUUGGGUAUCACUGGAAUGUUCUUGGCCGUUCCGAGCAUGGCGGCGGUGAAGUACUACCUGGUCUCAACCGACAUGCCAGAUCAGUUUCAGCAUCCACUGCUAGUUGCAAUCGAGGGUGAUGCAACAGGUCCCCACAAGAACUUCGUGGAUCAGAAGCGCAUUCAACAGCACGCUGCCACAACCUCCAACGCUGCCAGCACAGUUGAGCUGGGAUACCCUGCCUUGGUGACUGGUACUGCAGAGCUGGUAGAGGGACAGCGGCGAUUGUCGUCUGAGGUUGGGACCAGGAUCUUUUGGGCUCCAGAGAUUUUUGGCAAGAGUUAUGGUUUGAAGGUGGAUGUUUGGGCCCUCGGGAUCAUCAUGUACGGAUUGCUGGAUGGCCGCUUUCCUUUCAAGGACGAGCACGACAUCAAGACAAAAGAGCCCAAGUAUCCAAAGAGGCUGGAGCCUCUGUGCCAAGACUUCAUCCGAGUUAUGCUCUUAAAGGAGGAGGACGUUCGUGCUACGGCAGAAGAUGUAAUGGUUCAUCGAUGGCUCUCGAACUUUGCAGGCUGCUCGCAAGCCAAGGAUCAGUCCGAGGACUUCGAAAGAAGCUCCGAGUCGAGGGACGGUCGGCGGAGAAGUUCAGAAUCUUUGGAGGUUCCUGUUCAUCAGUUCGAACACGAGGAGCCCAACUGCAGCGUUGCAGAGAGGCGGCGCGAGCUUAUGGAACGAUUGAACAACGAGCACACGAAGGGUCCCGCAGCUGUGGAUUUCCUGCAUUGCGCCAGCUUGACCGAGUUCUCUGUGCCGGAUCGCCGGCUGCCAGGGGCGCACUGGUUGUACCAGUGGUGGGACCGGAUACAGGCCGAGAAUCUGGGACCGCGUAGUUCAGAGGGCCAAGAGCGCACCCUGGAGGAGGUGUCCAGAGAGCUCGACAGGUCGCCACACAUCGUUGGCAAGAUGUUGCAGGACUACAACAUUGACAUUGCGAAAUUUGGCGUGGGAGAGGCCAAAACCCUCGAGCAGCUGGCUUCUGAGGUGCAGAACGGCUCUGUGCGUUUGAUGCUGGAUGCGACCACUCACAAAAAGCUGGUGCGGGUGGUAGAUGUGGUCUUGCUUCGGCUGUACUCCUCGUCCAGAAAGGACCGCCUGUUGAUCGAAGUUGGCGAGCAAUAUCCGGAUGGGCGCAGGCGUGCUGCCUCGCGACUUCCUGGCACGAAAAAGUUCCCACACGAGAGUUCACAGGAGACUGCGUUCCGGGUCUUGCAGGAUCUUCUGGGGGUGACGGCCCGGGCAGCCAACUUUGCCUUCGAGGACACGGAGGUCUACGAGGAGGAGAUGGACUCGCCCUCCUUUCCUGGAGUUCGGACUGUUUACAGGAAGGAAAUCAUGGAGGGCCACCUGAAAGAAACCGACGAGGCAACCGCACUGCGAAUCGGGCUCUUGGAGCCUGAAGGUACCGACUGGAGUGUCCAGGAGCGAGCGCUACGCGGAAAAGGGUUUCGGAUCAGCCACCAAAACGAACGUCUAGGAUCAGGCCGCUACGCGGUCCGGAUCAAGCCAUUCAAAGGAGCAUCGUCGAUGCCAGAGCUGUUGCCACUGCGCUUCCUGCUGCUUUGGCUGCUACACAGUGGUGUGACUCUCGCCUGGGCUACAAAGAGCACCUUAGUAAGCGUCAAAGCCUGGAGCAGAAACGACCCUGUUGAACACCUCGGUCUCACGGUCCAACACGGGUGCCCAGUCUGCCUACCGGCCGCGCUUCGGCCGACCUCUUGUGAGCUCUCGCAAGCAGUCUCUGGCCUCCGUGGCAAUAUGGAGGCUCACGAGGCCAUCCUGUUGUCCCUGGUCCUGCCCAAGCUGCUGUGGUCAGCCCCUUUGGUUCCUGCUGUCGAGCGGAAGCUUGAUACCUCCUUCCUGCGUGCGUGCAGGGGCCGUUGCACUUGGUGGUGUAAGGGCCGUGUCUGGGCUGACCACGUCACUCUGCACCCUCGCUUUGCCAGUGCUGUCCGUUGCCUCACUUCGGUUGCCGCCUGCACGCGUAACGCUUGCUUGCCCCACACUGCGUGCCUGUGUGAGGCAUCACGCCUGGGCUUUGUCCCUUUGCGUUGA